AUGGCACAAAAGGAUAACUUUGUGAUGAACUACAACAUGCAGAACAUGAACAAAGAGUUACCUGAACUCUUCUCUAUGCUGAAAUCUGCUGAGGUGGAGAUAGAGAAAGAGCACCAAGUGUUGAUGGUCAACAAGACCACCAGUUUCAAGAAGCAGGGCAAGCCUAAGAAGGGCAACUUCAAGAAGGGCGGCAAGAAAGUUGCUGCGCCUCCUGAGAAGCCUAAGGCUGGCCCUAAACCUGAUACUGUGUGCUAUUACUGCAAGGAGAAGGGGCACUGGAAGCGUAAUUGCCCCAAGUACUUGGCUGAUCUGAAGAGCGGCCUUGUCAAAAAGAAAGGUAUAUCUGAUAUACAUGUUAUUGAUGUCUAUCUUACUGGUUCUCGUAGUAGUGCCUGGGUAUUUGAUACUGGUUCGGUUGCUCACAUUUGUAACUCGAAACAGGAACUACGGAAUAAACGAAGCCUAGCGAGGGACGAGGUGACGAUGCGCGUUGGAAAUGGAUCCAAGGUCGAUGUGAUCGCCGUCGGCACGCUCCCUCUACAUCUACCUUCGGGAUUAGUUUUAAACCUUAAUAAUUGUUAU
Lolium perenne is the source of this 582-nucleotide messenger RNA. Lineage: Eukaryota; Viridiplantae; Streptophyta; Magnoliopsida; Poales; Poaceae. The record is from RefSeq and is a predicted model, not a curated record.